Molecule: messenger RNA, 3488 nt
Organism: Cylicocyclus nassatus
Lineage: Eukaryota; Metazoa; Nematoda; Chromadorea; Rhabditida; Strongylidae
Source: the annotation of a GenBank genome assembly
AUGUUAUACAACAUCUGUUCACACCAAAAGGGUGUCGGCACAUCCCUGGAGCGUGCGGUAACACCAUCAGCCCCGUUCGCCAAAAUGACAGAUGUCACCCGCGAAAGAAACUGUCCGUGUGCGCGCGUUCGCCUUUCCGUCGUCAAAUUCCGUCGUGCUUGUGACUGUGUUGACAGUGCGUGUAGUCUAGAGACUCUAGACCAGAACAAUGCCGUCAAUAAGCGAGAUGAUGAACUCCGAAUAGCUAUAGAACGUGUGAUAACCACAUUCAAAAACAGCCUGUUCCAAGCGUUAUUAGACCUGCAAGAGUUCUAUGAGGAGACACUUCUCAAUGAACGCAAGUCUAUCUUCCAAAAGAUUGCCGAAUCGAAAGAUAUGGCGCGACGCUUGGAUGCGAAUCCACCAUUUGGAUCUACGUCUUCCACAAGAAUCGACCACGCUUACGUACCAACACAUACAACAGCCCCACUGGCUACAGUUGAGAACGGGCUUGGAAGCGGAAAUUCCUACUCGUCGAGUCAUGUGGUUCAUGAAAGAUUCCGCCAAAUUGUGAGUGGAGAUGGUCCAGCUACAAAUGAUGGCAGCUGGCAAACGAGCGAAACGACCACGCGCACAUUCGAUGGACCAGGUGGUGUACAAAAACAGUCCGUUACGCACAAUGGAGUCAUUGAUAGCAUGGGAAGAGCAUGGGAAAUUGAAGAUGUUGUACUUGAGAAGGGAACGACCGGAUUAGGUUUUUCCAUUACUGGAGGCACUGAUCAGCCAGCUGAGGAUGGUGACACCUCUAUUUAUGUCACAAAUAUAAUUAUGGGUGGUGCUGCAGCUGCUGAUGGAAGAAUGAAGAAAUUUGAUAAGAUUUUGAAAGUGAACAACACUGAUUGCGUAAAUGUGCCUCAUGAAGUUGCUGUGAAUGCUCUGAAGACGGCAGGGAAUGUUGUAAAAUUGACCUUGAAACGACGCCGCGAAGACAUGAGUCUCCCCAUCGAACGCGCACCCUUAGGGUCUGGUAGCCAUCUGAACAGAAGCGAUCUUACAUCGUCAAUGGGAGCCCUCAAUGUUUCUCGAGGAUAUGAAGGGCCAAAUCUAUCACCAAGUGUUCCGGCUUAUCCGCCACCACCUCCACCUGCUCAUAGUGGAUCGCAAACUCAUUUGCAUCAAGUCCAACAACUGCCUGUAGGAUUGAGCUCACGUGCAAGAAUGGCUCAAACCAUUGACCUUUACAAGGGUCAACGCGGACUUGGCUUCUCAAUUGCUGGUGGAGUUGGAAAUGAGCAUGUGCCUGGAGAUACAGACAUUUAUGUCACAAAAAUCAUAGAUGGAGGAGCUGCCUAUCAUGAUGGACGCUUAGGAGUUGGAGAUCGAAUUCUUGCGGUUGAUGAUGUUGUUUUGGAAAAUGUAACGCAUGAAUAUGCUGUCAAUGUGCUGAAACAAACCGGAACUAAAGUGUCAUUGUUAGUGCUCAAAGCAGAUCCGAAUGUUAGCGUUGGAACAGUUGAAGAAACAGGAAGUCGCCAAUUUGUCUCGACCACCCCUCAGUAUCCAGUUUCAGCACCCGUGCGAUCUAGCUCGAUGCAAGAUUUCAAUCGUUCAUUCGAUUCCCAGACGGCAUUAUCCUACGGAGGUCCGCAAGCGCCAGUCGGUGGGCCGGUCCAGGUGCCCAUAACGAUGGAUCCGAGACCUGUACCGCUUUAUCGGGGAAAUCAGGGCCUAGGCUUUAAUAUUGUUGGCGGUGAGGAUAAUGAGCCAAUCUACAUCAGCUACGUAUUGCCAGGCGGCGUUGCAGAUCUGAGUGGAAAUGUUAGAAAGGGAGAUGUUUUGUUGGAAGUAAAUGGACGUUCACUUCGCAAUGCAACCCAUUCGCAAGCCGCGGAAGCACUAAAGAAUGCUCAAAAUCCUGUGACCCUUACGUUACAGUAUAGACCACACGACUACCAACAAUUCGAAGCGAAAAUUGAACGAUUACGGAAUGAUAUGAUUCAGCAGAACACGGCUGGUGGGACUCUUCCACGCAAGGAUCUUUUCGUGAAAGCGCUCUUCGACUAUGAUCACACAAGAGAGGUCGGAGUACCGCAUCGAUCCAUAUCCUUCCAAUAUGGUGACAUAUUACACAUUAUGAAUACAUCUGAUGAUGAUUGGUGGACGGCGAAAAAGGUGCUUGAGAAUGGCGAGGAAACCCAAGAAGGUGUGAUUCCAUCGAAAAAACGUAUUGAAAAACGUGAAAGAGCUAGACGGAAGCAGGUGAAUUUCAACGCUGGCUCAAUGUCGCUUGGACGCAGCUCAGGAAUGGAUGGAAGACGUGGAAGCAAGAGUCAGCUUUCAUUUUCCCGAAAAUUCCCAUUCGUGAAGAGCACGGAGCGUUUGAAUGAGUUCACUGACCAAGAACUUGGAGUGACGGAAGAUCCGAUUUUCUCGUAUCAAGUUGUGGAACAACAACAAUUGAAUUAUGUACGCCCUGUAAUCAUCCUUGGAGCACUAAAAGACCGCGUCAAUGACGAACUUGUUACCAGAAAUCCAGAUCGCUUCAGCAGCUGUGUUCCUCACACUUCCCGACCGCCACGUGAGCAUGAAGUAGAUGGCAGAGACUAUCACUUUGUCAGCAAAGCUCAAAUGGAACACGACGUUAAGAACAACCUCUUCAUCGAAGCUGGUCAGUUCCAAAACAACCUGUAUGGAACCAGUAUCGAUAGCGUCAGAAUGGUUGCUCAGCAGGGCCGUCAUUGCAUCCUGGAUGUAAGCGGAAAUGCAAUCCGACGUCUGCAGUCAGUUGCUAAUAUCUAUCCGAUUGCGAUAUUCAUCAAGCCAACCAGUCAGCAUCAUAUAAUGCAAUUGGAUCAUUCACUGAACGAGGACGAGGCCAUGCAACAAUUUCAACGAUGUCAGCGAUUAGAGCAAACGUUUGGAGAUUUAUUCACACAUGUCGUCUCGCAUGCGCAAUCCGCUGAAGAAGUCAUCAGUCGCGUGCAGCACCUCAUCGCUGCCGAGGGACGACCGUACGUUUGGGUGCCAAAUAACAAUAGGCAGAUUUAAUUUUAGCAAAACAGAAUUUGUUCAAUUCUUUGGACCACAGUAUAGUUACCCUAUAUCUCGCGCUUCCUACCACUGUCAUUUUUCAUGCAUUUUCUCUCUGUUUUUCUAUCAGAAGCCUCUUCGUAUAUGGUUCGGACUGAGUAUCAUUCGUUUUGUUUUGUGUCCGUCUUUCGACGCUGGUGCGUCUGUGUCUCAUCCGUAAAUGAUGUCGAACCAUUCGUCGACGCUUUUUUCUCCUAUAUUUACACUGAUUUUCUUUGCAAUGCCCCUCUAUCAAACUCCUCUUCCAUUGUUUUCUUCCUUAGACCGAGUAUAUUUCACUUACGUCGGCUCACUGCUUAUGUAGCGAUUAUUUGUGAUUUAUUCACUGUUUAUCUGUGAUUAUCAUUAUGUUUAUUAUUGUAUCGUUGAAUGUAUCGAGAAGUUCUAUACAAAUCAAUCAGCGCACACAUAUUUGAGCC